AUGCAAGGUCCCACCAAGGACAUCUUGAGGGGAAUCGACAAAGACGGUAUCAGCUAUGACUCGGUCAUGGUCCGAUCUGUCUCAGCAUUGGAUACUUUGCUUGACGCAGUUGAUCGUUUAACCUGCUUUGGCUAUCCAGUCGAUAUCUCUGAGGUCAACAAGUCAGGUAUGAAACCUGCAAUUCAGAUGGUGCUGCCCAAUCUUCCCGAAUACCCUUUCGAUCACUCACGAAGUUACUGGCACGACAGCAGAUACAACAAAGAUGGCUCGAGAUUUCGCAACAACCUUCGCCUAGACCUACUUGGAACUCCUGUUUCAGAUUGGAAUCCUUUGGGCGCAAGAUGGCGAAAGAUCAUUCGAAUCUCUGAGACGCCAUGGAUCGAGGACCACAAGGUCUGGGAGUCUCCCCGAAUGCUGGUCAUGGCUCUGGAAGCUUGUAAACAACCUGCCAAAGAGAAGCGGCGUGUAGCUGGAUACACAAUCAAAGAUGCAACUUUCCACAACCCUCUGCCUAUAGCGCCAGGUCCCAACGGAGUAGAAGUACAACUUUGCCUCCGAACCGAGGAAGAUUGA
Messenger RNA from Letharia lupina, 573 nucleotides. RefSeq lists its product as uncharacterized. The record is from RefSeq and is a predicted model, not a curated record. Gene Ontology annotation, biological process: fatty acid biosynthetic process; secondary metabolite biosynthetic process. Gene Ontology annotation, molecular function: fatty acid synthase activity. Bases 1 to 573 code for a protein of 190 amino acids. NCBI's taxonomy places the organism in Eukaryota, Fungi, Ascomycota, Lecanoromycetes, Lecanorales, Parmeliaceae. The transcript has 2 exons.